AUGCGCUGUGGCGUCAUUGCUGAUUUUCAGCGGUCGUCGGCCGGCAGCCGCAGCGUCUCGCGCCGGUCCAGCGACACGUCGAGCAUGUGCACGAAGCUGAGCUGGACGCACUCGGCCGCCAACGCAACACCAAGUGCCAGCGACGAGAAGGACAAUUUCAUCUUGCUGGAUCUGACCAAGGACAUUGAGAACCUCCGGUUCCACUUUUCGCCGCCGCCGCCGGGACGCCGGGAGAAAUCCGCGUCGCUGCAGUAUUACAUGGACGCCGACCUCAAGCAGCCGCCGCCUGCGCGGCCCCAUCGCGCGACGACCUACUCGUCCCUGCUCGAGUAG
Molecule: messenger RNA, 333 nt
Organism: Saprolegnia parasitica CBS 223.65
Lineage: Eukaryota; Oomycota; Saprolegniomycetes; Saprolegniales; Saprolegniaceae
Exons: 2
Coding region: 1-333 (110 amino acids)
Source: RefSeq, a predicted model, not a curated record